Messenger RNA from Rhizophagus irregularis DAOM 181602=DAOM 197198, 1686 nucleotides. NCBI's taxonomy places the organism in Eukaryota, Fungi, Glomeromycota, Glomeromycetes, Glomerales, Glomeraceae. The record is from RefSeq and is a predicted model, not a curated record.
AUCUACGAUGUUUCUACGAAGUUUCAAUGUGUUUAGGGUGUGUUUCCACAUUUUACACGUGGUAAAGCCAAGUAUUUUAACACGAGAAAUAGGGCAAUUUUGCAUUUAUGACUCAAUUUACAAGUAAUUAUUUCUUAUUCAAAUUAGCUGAACCAGAAUUUCCAAUACUUUUCACAUAGGCUUGUCAAUAAUAAAAGAACGAAAUGUAAUUCGAUUUUUAUAAAAUGGUUCCUUUCUUAUUGGCAGAUAUUGGUGAAGGUAUAACGGAAUGUGAAGUAGUUCAAUGGUUUAUUCAACCAGGUGAUAACAUUUCAGAAUUUGACAAAAUUUGUGAAGUUCAGUCGGACAAGGCUUCAGUAGAAAUCACAUCACGUUAUACAGGCGUCAUCAAGAAAUUACAUUAUAAUGUUGGUGAAAUGGCAAAAGUUGGAAACCCAAUUGUUGACAUAGAAACUGAUAGUUCCAAUGAGCUGGAGUCAAGUUUAAUCAAUUCAGAAGUUUCACCGCCAUCACCAUCAGCGCAAGUUCAAUCAAUCAAUAUAACAGAGCCUUUAAUUAGCGGUGAAAAAACUCACACCUUGGCAACUCCAGCUGUUAGACGUGUUGCACGUGAGCAUAACAUUGAUAUUAGUAAUAUAAAAGGAACUGGAAAAAAUGGGCGCAUAACAAAAGAAAAUAUUCUGAAUUAUUUUUAUCAAUUAUUUCAUAAAACAAUUGCGAAAACCACUCACCCUCAUAUUGAAGUUGUCGAAGAUAAGCUCGUUCCAUUAUCAUUUAUUCAAAAAUCAAUGUUUAAGACAAUGUCACGUUCAUUAAAAAUCCCGCAUUUUGGAUAUUCGGAUGAAUAUAUAUUGGAUGAUAUAAUUGCUUCUCGCAAUUUAAUUAAUGAUUAUAUUACUAGAAAUAAUCAAUUUUCCUUCAACAAAAUAUCUUUUAUGCCAAUUUUCAUUAAAUCAUUUUCUGUUGCAUUAAAAAAGUUUCCAAUUCUUAAUGCUUGUGUUAUUGAUGAUGAUGACGCAAAUACGGCAAAACUAAAAUUUCGUAGAUCACAUAAUAUCGGUAUUGCAAUGGAUACACCCGGAGGUCUUGUAGUACCGAAUAUAAAAAAUGUACAAGCAAAAUCUAUUUUUGAAAUUGCAAGUGAUAUACGAAGAUUACAAGAAGCAAGGGAAAAGAAUGCAAUUCCUCCAAAUGAUUUUCAAGAAGGAACUAUAACUUUAUCAAAUAUUGGAAACAUUGGAGGAACUUCCCUUUCUCCUGUUAUCGUUUCUUCAGAGGUAUGUAUUGCAGCAAUCGGUAAAUUGCAAAAAGUGCCACGUUUUGAAGACGUUAAGGAUGAAGUGACAGGACAAUUAGUUGAAAAAGUAGUUGGAAAGCAUGUCAUCCCUGUCAGUUUUAGUGCAGAUCAUCGUGUAAUAGAUGGAGCUACCGUAGCUAGAUUUUCUCAGGAAUGGAAAAACCUUUUGGAAAAUCCCAUUUUACUUUCUGCGGAAUUAAGAUAAGUAGCUUCAUAAUUAUAAUACAUGGAAUAAGUGAGAUAAACAAAGUUCUAAAAAAAAGUAAACAAUUUGAUCUAAUUUGACAGAAUAAUUUAUUAUAUUGUAUACCAUUAAAAAAAAUGAGUAGAUAAAGCUUACUCUUUUAGUUAAAAGUUUAAAUAAAUUAAGAAGUAACAUUAAUAAAUUU